GCCUCCGUUCGAAUCUCGCGAGAGCCGCGAGACCCGGCCCGGCCCUGACAGCGAGGGACGAUGGCAGCGGUGGGCGGGCGGUUCCUGGUGGCGGGCGCAGGGCGGGCGUGGGUCGGAGGGCUGCGCCAAGCUCCGGCCGCGUCUCUGGUGCCGUCCCGGAGCGCCACGGUCACCCGCAGCGGAGCCAUUUUGCCUAAGCCGGUUAAGACGCCCUUUGGCCUCCUGAGAGUGUUCAGCGUUGUGAUCCCGUUCCUGUAUGUCGGGACGCAGAUCAGUAAGAACUUCGCAGCCCUGCUGGAAGAGCACGACAUCUUUGUCCCGGAGGAUGACGACGACGAUGACUAAAGGAACUGUGAUUGGAAGAACAGAAGGGAGGAAAUCAUUGACAGACAUAGUGCCAGCAUCUGCCAUCUAUGUUUUGUCCUUCCUCAAGGGGACGGGGGGGGGGGCAUUACAUCCCCUUUGCCAGUGAAGGUCUUGCACUUCUAUGUAUAAGAAAAAUCUAUAGAUCAGGGUUGAAAUAAGUGCUUCAUAAGCUCUGCAUCCUUGCACAUACAAAUACACACUCCAACCUCAUAAAGAACUGCGUGAGAUUCCUUAUAUUAGCAAUAUGGGAAACAAUUAAAGAACAAGACAUUU
Molecule: messenger RNA, 639 nt
Organism: Phasianus colchicus (ring-necked pheasant)
Lineage: Eukaryota; Metazoa; Chordata; Aves; Galliformes; Phasianidae
Gene: SMDT1
Product: single-pass membrane protein with aspartate rich tail 1
Biological process (GO): mitochondrial calcium ion homeostasis; calcium import into the mitochondrion
Cellular component (GO): uniplex complex
Source: RefSeq, a predicted model, not a curated record